GGGGUUUGGAAAACAAGGGUUUCAAUGCCAAGUUUGCUGUUUUGUGGUUCACAAGAGGUGCCAUGAAUUCGUUACAUUUUCUUGUCCUGGAGCUGACAAGGGACCUGACACUGAUGAUCCAAGAAGCAAGCAUAAGUUCAAAAUCCACACAUAUGGGAGCCCAACAUUUUGUGACCAUUGUGGUUCAUUACUUUAUGGACUUCUGCACCAAGGGAUGAAAUGUGACACCUGUGAUAUGAAUGUUCACAUACAAUGUGUAAUAAAUGUUCCAAGUCUUUGUGGAAUGGAUCACACGGAAAAAAGAGGGAGGAUUUAUUUGAAGGUUGAAGUGACUGGUGACAAGCUGGAAGUCACAGUGAGGGAUGCAAGAAAUCUAAUCCCUAUGGAUCCCAAUGGACUCUCAGACCCCUAUGUUAAACUGAAGCUUAUUCCAGAUCCUAAGAACGAAAGUAAACAGAAAACGAAAACUAUCCGCUCGACGCUCAAUCCACACUGGAACGAGUCCUUCGCAUUUAAAUUAAAGCCCACAGACAAAGACAGAAGGUUAUCAGUGGAAGUCUGGGACUGGGAUCGAACCACUAGGAAUGAUUUCAUGGGAUCUCUCUCUUUUGGGGUGUCAGAAUUGAAGAAGUCGCCAGCUUGUGGAUGGUAUAAAUUACUUAACCAGGAAGAAGGCGAGUAUUAUAAUGUGCCAAUACCAGAAGCUGAUGAUGAAGGAAAUUCAGAAAUGAGGCAGAAGUUUGAGAAAGCCAGGCUUGGCCCAUCAGCUAACAAAGUUAUAUCUCCAGUUGAAGACCGGUCUUAUAAUUUACCAUCCAAUAAUCUUGAUCAGGUUAAACUAACAGACUUCAACUUUAUAAUGGUGCUUGGAAAAGGGAGCUUUGGGAAGGUGAUGCUCGCAGAACGAAAGGGAACAGAAGAACUGUAUGCUGUCAAAAUAUUGAAAAAAGACGUGGUGAUUCAAGAUGAUGAUGUAGAAUGUACCAUGGUUGAAAAGCGAGUUCUAGCUUUGAUGGACAAACCUCCUUUCUGAUCGCCUGUACUUUGUCAUGGAGUAUGUGAAUGGUGGUGACCUGAUGUAUCAUAUUCAGCAAGUAGGAAAAUUCAAGGAGCCCCAAGCAGUAUUCUAUGCAGCAGAAAUCUCAGUGGGCCUUUUUUUUCUCCAUAAGAAAGGAAUUGUUUAUCGAGAUCUGAAAUUAGAUAAUGUAAUGUUAGACUCUGAAGGACAUAUUAAGAUUGCAGACUUUGGCAUGUGCAAGGAGAAUAUGAGUGAUGGAGUGUCAACAAGGACCUUCUGUGGGACUCCAGAUUAUAUUGCACCAGAGAUUAUUGCCUAUCAACCAUAUGGAAAGUCAGUGGACUGGUGGGCCUAUGGAGUACUUUUAUAUGAGAUGUUGGCUGGUCAGCCUCCAUUUGAUGGCGAGGAUGAAGAUGAACUCUUCCAGUCAAUAAUGGAACAUAAUGUUUCCUAUCCCAAAGCAAUGUCCAAAGAAGCUGUGUCCAUCUGCAAAGGGUUAAUGACUAAACACCCUGCCAAACGUCUGGGCUGUGGGCCUGAAGGAGAGAGAGACAUUAGGGAACAUGCCUUCUUUAGGAGAAUUGACUGGGAAAGACUGGAGAACAGAGACAUCCAGCCUCCAUUCAAACCGAAAGUGUGUGGCAAAGGUGCCGAAAACUUCGACAAAUUCUUUACCAGAGGACAACCAGUAUUAACGCCACCUGAUCAGCUGGUCAUUUCUAACAUAGAUCAAGCAGAUUUUGAAGGGUUCUCCUAUGUCAACCCGCAGUUUGUACAUCCCAUGUUGCUGUGUGAAGUAUGAAAAUAAUAGACUCAGGAAAGCCCUCCUCCCCAUUGGGAAAUUGCCCUUAUCCCUGGAGUUUUUAGACCUUUGCCUUGUUGAUUCCAUUCAGGUCUGGGAAUUGUAGGGGUAACAAGGAAGGGAAGAUGCCAAGGAACGUGUGGACAUAGAAAAUUACCCAGUGUAUUUAUCUAGGAAAUCACUGAUGCUUAUAGAUUACUGCUAGCCUUUGUCAUUUUUAUAACUUUGACUAUUUUUCUCUAUCUCCUGUACCUCUGAAACUUCUUAAACAGUUAAUAAUGAAUCUGAGACUAUCAUGUGGGGUUAAGGAAAGAAGAGAUGAAAAUGUUGAGUUGACUGAAGAAUAAGGGGCCUUGCGGGGAAAUGUAAUAAAGGGAAAUCCAGAAAAUUUUAUUCAAUAUUACAGUUGGCCAGAUCUAUGAUAAAAACAAAGAUAUGAACAAAUAAGGCUCAUAAAAGUUUUUUAAAUUACUUGAUCAAGGUAAAGGUUUCGUGUAGGUUUUCAAUAUAAAGUUUUCAGUAUAAAAUAAAAAUUAUGUGCAUAGGAUGAAUACUAACUAGACCCUGUGAUGAACUAGCUCCAAGGUAAAACUGCAUAAUACUGAUAUAUGUAUUAUUUUCAAUCUCCAUGAGAUUAUAUUAUGAUCCAGGGUGCCAAUUUGCUAUUUAAUUUACAUCACUAUUCAAGUUUAUUGUAAAGCCAGUUUUAAUAUUUUAUCCUAAAUAUUUCUUAACUGGGCUCUGAAUCUACACAUCCCUAACGCUUCGAUUUAUACUUAUUUAUUUAGUUAAUUGCAUGAAUGGAAUAUAAAAAGUGUACAGUAAAUUAAUAGAGAUGUAGAAUUCAGAGUCAAGCCUGAAAUCGUUAAGGAAUGUUUCUAAAAAUAAUUUCAGCUUUUAACAGAUUGGUUUAGAAUACUUGGAACCACAGAGUGAAAACGCAACACAAGGUUUCUUCAACUGCUGUUGGAAGCUGUUGAAUACAUUUUUGAAUAUGCAUCAUGCAAUGAAUUUUGCAUGUUUAAUGAACAACAUUAAGUGAAUCUAUAUUAUGAGUAAUUGUAUCACCUGUGAUACAUAUAAUACAUAUUAUAAUAAGACACAGCUGUGCUAGAUGAGGGAAGGUUCUUUGGGACGAACUUUUUAGCAACAGCUUAAUGUUUUACAAUUUUGUUCUGUUUAGGAUUUUUAAAAUUCUGCACCUUGUUGUUGAUAGUUUAGGGAAAUAUGUGCUCUUCUCUGCUUAUUUUUAUGUAGUUCUGCUGCUAAAUUAUCUUAAAGUGCAAGGAGAUUUUGAGUACAGUGAACACAAUGCACACACAUGUGCAAAGUUUACCCAUUCCCAGCUAGUAUGUGGAGCUGCUGGUGCAGGUUGGGCCAGUUCCCCUCAUUUCUUGCUGAAAAACUAAAUCAAUUGUUUGAUCUCAAGAUGUUUAAAAAACAGUUAUGAGGAUUAUUCAAGAACUUGAGCAGGAAAUUUGGAGAACAAUCAGAUACCUGUGCUUUUUUUUUUUUUUUUUUUUUUUUUUAGUAUGAGGCUUUCUUUCAAGAGGAUGCUGGGCACUUACUGCAUAUCUAUUACUUUGAAGCAGGAAAACAAUAUAUUAGAGCUAUAAUCAGAUAUUUCAUAGAAUUUUACUCCCUUGCUUUUAAAUUAGUUCAUUUCCUCCCCUCCCCCCAGUAUUUCACUUAAAUUUAACCCAUUUUAAAGGUCAUUAAAUAGUGGACCUGAAAUUCUUGCAUGUAAAUGUGAUAGGCUUUUCCUAGUUACGUUUUUUUUCUCUUCAUUUCUGUACAUUUAGCUGCCAAAAUAUGUGCAUGUAAGUCCUUGGAUGGCCCAUCUGCUUAUCAGUUUUGCCACACAAAAAUGCAUUCCCAAAACGAAAAAUAUUCCACAAAAUUCAUUAGAAAAUGUUUCCAAUUAUAUUUGAAGAUAUAUUUUUUUUCAUACCUGCUUAGAAUGUGUGAAAAUCCUCUUCGGAAAACUCUUUCUUUCCUGUGCAUAUUCAUUUUCUCCAAGGAUCUAGGCAAGGGUCAUUUUAUUUUUAUUUUUGCCUUUCUUUUGCGAAUCUUUAGGAUAUAAAAAACAUGCACAAGAAGCGACAAGUGAACAGAACACACACAGAAGAAAAGUUUUCAAUGUUUUCAGAAUUUAUUAGAAAGGCUAUUUUUUUUUUAAUACAGGCUGUCAGAAGGCGUGCAAUCAUGACAAAAUAAGCCAGGUCCUCAUACAUGAUAGCAUGUAUUUUCCUCUAUAUCUGUGUGCCAAAAAGUAUCUGUAGGAGUGACCCUAAACCUAAACCCCAAAUAAACCCCAUAUAAGCUGUGAAACAAGUGUGCUACCUGGGAAAAUUGAGGAUACUAGUUUUAGAUGCCAUGUUGUAAACCGCCUAGGUAUGAUCACUCUGUGAGAUAGGCAGCCAUAUACAAAUUCAAUAAAUAAUUAAUAAAUCAAUAACAAGAGCACUGCCAUCUCUCCAAACAUGUAAUGAGAUUUUUGCAUGGGAUAGUUAAUAGUUUUGGUAAGCUUUGUGCUGCGCCUUGUAAAAAAUAUCCCUGUUAUUAUUACACUUCUUAGUCCAAUUUCUAUAUUUAGUGUUUCAAAUGGACACAAAGAGAUAAAUAGGCCUGCAAAAAUGCACCACAUCUCUUGAUCAGCUGAGAAUCUACUAAAGUAGCCAUGCCCUUGGUGAAAACCACAGCACCAACAAAUAUCUUAAAGCAGGAGAUACGCAUGUUGUUAAGUAGAUGUAAAAUUGGAAGUUGCAGCAGCGUGUGAGAGCUCUGCAGAAUUAGUUUUCUUUAAUAGUAUAAAUACAUUUAAAUAUAACAAAUAUUUAUACUUAUAAUAACCAAUAUAAAGAAAGCAGUCAUUAAAGAUAAAAAUAUGGAACAUAUUAGAUAAAACUUAAUUGACAUCUAGUUCUCUUUGCCUGUUUUUCGUGACAUUGCCAGUUUUAUAAAAAGUUGUCCACAUUUUGCUUUUUUAAAAUUAGGCUGAGCCAGAGCCUAAUGGAAAACCUCUGGGGCACAGAACAACUCCCAGUCCAUAAACUGGGCAUUUAAAGCUUUAUUUCAUUCAAACACACUUUAAGUUACUGGAGAGAUGCAUCUGUCAGGGUAAUAAUAUCUGGGGGAACAUAAUGAAAAAUUACCAUGAACACCCUAAGUAGAAAACCUUUCUUCAAGAAACUAAGGAUUUUGUUUAUAGAAUAUCCUAGUUUGCUUCAAACUCUUUCAGUAGAUUCAGUGGUGGGAUUCUACCGGUUCGGCCCGGUUUGGGAAUUUUGGUAGCUCCAAAGAUCUGCUGAGAGUGAACCAGUUCGCUCCGGCCUGCCCACUCGCCUCUGGGUUAUACUUAUCUAUAUUUCCUUGUUUUUUAGCCCGGCUAAAAAACGCGGCAGAGUGGAUUGCUACGGCUCAGCUGUUCUUUUGUGAACUGUGCAUGCGUGCGCAGCAUGCGUCAGGCAUGUCAGGUGCACAAAGUGCGAGCUCAGCGAACCGGUUGUUAAACCAGCGGGAUGCCACCCAAGUAGAUUGCUUUGUAUGUAAAGCAAUAACACUGCUAUUAAUAAGUGCCAACAUUCUGCAUAACAUUUCCACAGUGAAAGAAACAAAAUGCCAAGUUCCUCUUGUGCAAAAUAUGAUGAUUAAUUUAUUAAGUCUGGGAUAUUUGAGUAUCUUUAUCAAAAUGAGAUACUGUGACAUAUGAUGCAGACUCUCAAAAUCUGGAGUAUAGAUUUGCAACCACCAAAUAAUUUGUUGCAAAAAUGUAAAUUAUGUAGAUUUGGAAUAUAUUACAUGGGAAAUAAUAAUUUCAAUUAAAUCCAAUUUAAUUUUGUCCCAGCCUAUUGUUUUUUCCCCUAAUUCCUAUCAAUUUGGAUAGCAUAACUUCCCCACUACAAAGCCUUCAAAAGGCUGCAAAGAAAGGAAAGGCCAUUGCUGAAGAGGGCCCUGAUUUGCAUGUUGAAAGACUGUGGUAUCAUCUGCCUCGUUUCCAGAGAAUAUGGAAACAAUUCCUAGAUAAUUGUUUUGCAAGUGAUGGGAAAUAUUGUCACUCUUCGACCCUAGAAAAUAACUAGCUCCUAAAGCUGGCAAUAGUAGACUAAAUAGACCAGACAACGCACCGCAUGUUCUUAUCCAAGUAUUAGAUAAUGAGAAAUUAAAUUUUAUUUAUUAAAAUUAAAUAAACAAAUAUGAGAAGUUGCUCAAGAAGGCACUUAUGUCAAAAUAAACAGAAUAACAGAUUUGGAAGGGACCUUGGAAGUCUUCUACCCCAACCCUCUGUUCAAACAGGAGACCUUAUACCAUUCCAGACAAAUACUUGUCUAAUCUCUUCUUAAGGUGAUCAUAGAAACUUAAAUGUGUAUUAGUUGCCAUAGACAGUAAUAAUGAUAUACACAAUUUAUGCUAUGCAAUUAUGUUUUGGUCCCCUGUCCAGUGUUUGUUAGAUGUUCAUUGGUGUUAUAACAGAUUCAGCAGCCUUCCCCACUCCUCUGCCCUCAGUCUAACUGUGAUGUUAUCGUAUCACAUCUUGAGGGAACUGAAGUAGGGAAAAUAGCUCUACAAAUGGAGUUGUCUUCUUUCUAAUUACCUCGGUUGACAAUUCAUAGCUGAUGGCAAGAGCCAAGAUAAGAAGCAAACAAAUAAAUGCAACAAAGCUACACGCAUGCACGCACGCACGCACACACACACACACACACACACACACACACACACACACACAGAGUAUAAAAAUGCAACACAGCAGUGACCCAGAUAAUCCCUAUCCUAUGAGACCAUCGUUCUUGCCUCGUGCUUAAUAGCCAUUGAUUCUAACCUUUGGCAUUUUAUCCUUCAGUUAAGAUGUUGCGUUGAACUGAUGGGAAGUCAAUUGAGUCAUUAUGGGGGACGAAGGAUCACAGUCAAGAUGGUGAUAGACAAAAAAACAGGGUUUUGAUCGCUUAGGCAGGCUGCCUUCUGUACUUUUUUUUUUAACUAUGAAGAUGCUUUUGUGCUCCAUAUCAGUACAAUCAAUUGCUGACUUGCUGCAGUAUUAAAAAAAAUUACAGUAUAGGAAGGCAUGCUGCUUAGGCCUAACUGCUUGUUCAUUACAUGGGUAUGUCCCCAAGAAUUGAGAAAUCCUCCUUGUCUCUUCCUUAUAAAAUGGGAAAUAUUACAGGUCAUCCUUGACUUAAACACAUUCAUUUAGCGACCAUUCAGAGUUACAAAAGCAUUAAAAAGGUGACUUAUAACAAGUCCCCGUGCUUAUGACUGUUGCAGCAUCCCAACAUAUCAAAAUUCAGGCACUUGGCAAGCACCAUGUAUUUAUAAUGGUUGCAGCAUCCUUGGGUCAUGUGAUUGCCAUUUGUGACCUUCCCAGACACGCAAAGUCAAUCUGGGGGAAAGCCACAUUUGCUUAAUGGCCACAUUAACUGCAGUGAUUCACUUAACAACCAUGGCAACCAAAAAAGGAUUAUAAAGUCAGGCAGGAUUCACUUAACAACUGCCUUGCUUAGCAAUGGAAAUUCUGAUCCCAGUUAUGGUCGUAAGUUGAGGACUACCUGCACAUUCAGCUUUGCCAAACAAGGUUUUGAAAAUUAAUUGCAAGCAGUCUAUUAAGAUAAGAAAUUGACCAAAAUGCCUUUUCAAAUAAAAUGCCUAAAGAGCUUGGUGCACAAAAUGAAUGAGCAUAAAUUCUGAGGCUUGCAAGGGAAAUCCUCCAAAUAUUAGUGCAGCGGCAUAAUUAUCCUUUUUACACAGAGCCGAGGUGACGCAGUGGUUAGGGUGCAGUACUGCAGGCCACUUCAGCUGACUGUUAUCUGCAGUUCAGCGG
Molecule: messenger RNA, 7635 nt
Organism: Thamnophis sirtalis
Lineage: Eukaryota; Metazoa; Chordata; Lepidosauria; Squamata; Natricidae
Source: RefSeq, a predicted model, not a curated record